This is a messenger RNA of Myxozyma melibiosi, 1244 nucleotides long. RefSeq names its product tRNA wybutosine-synthesizing protein. The record is from RefSeq and is a predicted model, not a curated record. The coding region runs from base 318 to 1244 and encodes 308 amino acids. The transcript is spliced from 2 exons. NCBI's taxonomy places the organism in Eukaryota, Fungi, Ascomycota, Lipomycetes, Lipomycetales, Lipomycetaceae.
UCGACGGUAUUGGCGUAUCAGAUACUCCUAUAUAGCAGGUCUUCUAAAAUCAUUUUCAGCCAUCACGGUCAUCUCUCAUCCCUAUUCCAUCGCCAUCAUUAUCAUACAGACGCACGUAUAUGCUGUCCCGAUGUUUGCAAACCGUGGUAAGUUGCAUUUCGAAGAAAGCCCUACGCGUAACUGGGCGUACUAUGCAACUGAGCCGCACGCGCUCCCUGAAAACCUUCCCCGAUGAAAUUUAUCCACUGCGAGAAGACGCACUAAAUCCGAGAUAAUCCAGCUCGUUGACUGCUCAGAAGGCGGAGUAGUGCACAGAAAUGCCUUCUCCCGAUGAACCCCAUCAGCAAAAACUUGUCUUUGCUCAACGAAAACGACAGAUCCUGGAUGAGCUGAACUCCCCGCUGCCGGAUCUAAGUCCCAAAGGUGGUCCGGAUGUUCAGAUACUGCCGCUGCUCGAGCUGAUUAACCGGCACGAAGACCUGGUCAGUACCUCCUCGUGUGCGGGACGGGUAGCUGUGUAUGCUGAAGGUGUGAGGGCGAAGGGUGUGGGUAAAAACGGCGCAGGGCGACGUGGUGAUGAUGGUGACGACGAACAAGUCAACGACGACGACGAAGAGCUGGCGCAGGCGCCGGCUGUCUUGGUCGGCGGCAAAGGUAGCGGAGGACGAUGGCUCUAUGUGACACACGAUGCCCCGCUUGCACAGCCAGAUUUUGGCAAGACAUGGAGCGAGUUUUUGUACGGAGGCCUGAAAACUACCACGGUAGGUACCGACGCGGAUCCGCGCGAUACUCUACAACGACGAUAUGUGCACUUCAAGUUCGAGCCACUGAUUCUGCAUGUGCUCUGCGCGGACUACGCCGUCGCCAUGAAACUGCUCGGUAUAGCACUCGCAGCCGGCUUCCGCGAGUCGGGCUACAACGGCAACAUCCUCGCGAUCCGCUGCUCCUUGCGCAUCGACUCCCCUGUCGGUUUCCUCUCUCCUGACGACGAAGACGCGGUAGUCCCUCUCGUUGACGACACAUAUCUCGCGCAUCUGAUGGCUAUGGCAUCCGAGCGGUUUACAGAAAACAAAAGACGGACGGACAGACUGUUUGCGAGUAUAGAAAAGAGUAUGGGAUUACACCCCGACGCAGCAAAAGUUGAGUCGAAAGAGGAACGGCGGAUACGGAAGAGGGCGGAGGGUCUGCGGAAGCAGCAGGAGAUGCUGCGAGAGCAGACUUUGAAACAGGAGCAUGAGCAGUAG